This is a messenger RNA of Odontomachus brunneus, 873 nucleotides long. RefSeq lists its product as uncharacterized. Gene Ontology annotation, molecular function: nucleic acid binding; zinc ion binding. NCBI's taxonomy places the organism in Eukaryota, Metazoa, Arthropoda, Insecta, Hymenoptera, Formicidae. The record is from RefSeq and is a predicted model, not a curated record. The coding region runs from base 1 to 873 and encodes 290 amino acids. The transcript has a single exon.
AUGCCCACCGCCAGAAGUAGGGUUCACCUCUCCGAGCUGAGGAUCAAUAACCUCAGGUGCAAUAGAGCCAUUACCGGGGCUGUCAUACUUGAGGUUCCCGAGCCGGAGGGAGACAAACUUGCAAACACCCUGGUCGUAAGGCUCAGAAUUGUGCUUGUGGGUGUGGAGGGAGGUCGGGUCGACCGUCCCUCUAAGAAGGCGGAGAUCCGCCUCCACAAUUUGGAGGACUCUAUCACGGCCGCAGAAAUAGCUGCGGCCGUGGCCGGCACAUCGGGAGGCGAUUCCUCCGAUGUUAGGGUCGGGGGGAUUAGGAGAGCCCCUAACGGGCUUGGCACCCGCCUGGAUACAGUGCCCUGUCUCCGUGGCCAGAAAGGUUGCAGAGGCGGGCUGUAUCCAGGUUGGGGUUUGGCCCGGGUCAAGGUGCUGGCGACAAGGCCCCUGCAAUACUUCCGAUGCCUGGAAGGGGGGCAUGUCCGUCAGCAAUGCCGCAGCGACGUCGAUCUGUCUGGCGUGAGCUACCGCUGCGGCGGUCCGGGCCAUCGGACCGCGGAGUGCACCGGACGCCUGGUGUGUCCGGUGUGCUCCACGGCUGAGAAGGAGGUGGCCCACAGACUGGGAGGGGAGGCGUGCAUAGACUCCCAGAAAAAAAAGAGGAAGGGAGGAACCAAGGGACGGGGAAAGCCCGAACCUCGCCUCCCUCUCUUCCCCCCAGAAAGUCGCUCGGCAGUGGUCUCCGGUCCCCCGGAAACCGGUUGCCGGAUCACCAGGGUUGGGUCAAAUGUACCCUCCCCCGAAAGAGAGGAGGGAACUCAGGAGGCUCAGGAGUGGCAAGGCCUACCCAUCUGCACCCGAGGACCCAGAGGCCCUCACUAA